GUCUGUAAUCUUCAAGUUCAAGCGCUAGCUUACAUUAGCCCGAUAGGGUGCGGUUCUUUAGGCCUUCAAUCCACAUCAGGAUGGUGCGGGUUGUGUCCGAGCACCACAUUCAAAGCUCUGCAUAAAAGCUUGCAGCAUUCUGUUGCCUUUAAUACUUUUUGAUCCUGGCGACACUCGGAAAAGCUGGGGGAGGACCUGGUCAUGAGUUUGUGGAUGUGCAAAAAUCCAGAAAAGAGGCCUCGCUUACAAGUCGAUGCCAUUAUAUAGGAUCAAGCGACUGCUGCCAGGUGGUGCCGUGACAGUGGUUACUGUGCGCAAUUGGGAGAGUCAAAACAGUUUGGUGCUCUAUAAAAGACUGGAGCAGCAAUCGACCUACAUUAAAGCACUGUGGUCAGAACCGUAGACUUAAAGCGGCCCCCACCUAGGGACAGCUAGUGUAAAAGAGUGCAGUUACAGGGUUCCAAACCUUGCAAAAGCUUUGCAGACAGGCCCGAAACACUCCCACAGCAGCCCUUUUUCUCAGACUACCUUCAGGGGAGCUCCUCUUACCCACGCUGUUCGACUCUCUUAGAGCCGCUCGACAAUCACUGUAGGCUUUCCAGAACUUCCAACAGCUGUGAAAGCGCCCUGGCCUUAAGCAGGUACUCCUAAAUGGGAGUACCUUGUAUACUCUUUGGUGGCGCCCUCUGCCCUGCUCCUCAGAAACCUGUGAACAUCCAAUUGAGAGGUCAAAUUUUCGAUUUUCAAAAGGGUGACAGAGAAGUCAGGCGGUGAGGAUUUUGCCGAUCAUGACGGCGGCGCCCGCGCUACUCGUCUAGAAAGCUUCAAGGCUUGUGAAGGAAACCAAAGGGUUGUGGAGAAGGUAGCUCUGGGCGCGUGCGGAGGGUCGUUGAGGGUUUAGCGAGGGCAUACUAAGGGUUUAAAAAGGAGUUACCAAAAUUUCCAGAUGGUGUCUCCGUCGCUGAUGUCAGAAAGCCGGCAGGGCUGGUUGUACAAACUGGGGCGCCACAGCUGGUCCUCGUUCCAGUGGCACAAGCGCUACUUCAUGCUCAACGGACACCAGCUGUGCUACUUCCGGGGCCUUCCCCAGUCCAACCAGACUCCGGCGAAAGUAUGGUACCUGGGUCACGACUGCAGAGUCGACAAUCUGGGAAUCGACAACUCCUCUGGGAAGGAUAUCUUCUGCCUUAAGCUCUACUUUGGGCUGCGGCCCAAUGGGAAGGAGAUCAGACCCUUACAGUUGGGCGGGAGGGACCCGGAGGACGUUGAGCAGUGGUACCAGGCACUGAAGGACCGGAUCAUAGAGCCCCCCGGCAACUCGAUGCGGAUACACUUGCCAUACGGCCGCAGCCUGGGCCUGAGCAGCAGCACGCUGUCGAACACGCUGUCGGAUGAGGACGACGGGGACGACUUGCCCGGCAAGCGGAAGUAUGGGUCCGACACCGAAGCGGCCCAGAGACAUCGGCGCACCGCGUCGAUGGACGACAUCCCGACGCACUCCCCCGAACCCAGCUUCCUCGACUCCGGCGGGAAGCCGUUCACGCGCCUGGAGCACCAAGUGUCAAAGGUUCCCGGACUUCCGCCGGACUUCGACGACCCUCCUGACGUCAUGGAGCUGCGGCGCAAGCAGGCGUUUGCGGCGGGCCCCUCCGUGUAUGACGUGGCGGGGCUGCACUCGGAGCCAAGCCAGCGGUGGCGGCUAGUCAGGCUCGAAAACGGUCUUCGUUUCUACGAAGAAAUACGGGAGGAAAAGGUCAGCAACGCGCACGCUGGCCUCACGACGAUGAAAUCCAUGGGCGUAGUAGACGCCCCGUGCAACGAGAUCUUCAAGCUGCUGAUGGACGUCGGUAGCUCGCGACACGAGUGGGACCACACCUGUGCGGACGUCCGCGUCGUAGAGCGCGAGGACGGCCACACAGACAUCGUGCACCACAAGCUGCGCCCGUCCGUCUUCCCGCCGUGGCUGGUAUGGCCACGUGAUCUGUGCAUGGCGCGGUACUGGAUGCGCGAGGAGUCGGGGGCGUAUGUCAUCCUCUUCCGGUCCACGAUCCAUAAGGACUGCCCACUGGAGUCGGGCUACGUGCGAGCCAACCUCGUAUCGGGAAGCUUUAUCAUCUCUCCGCUUAAUACGGAGUCCAGUCGGGAGUCAGCGACGCCCCAAUCUCUGGUGAUCCACCUCCUGGAGCUGGACCCUUGCGGUUGGCUGCCCCACAUGUUCGGCAUCCCCGCGGCCUUCCACCUCCCGAUGCUGAUGCGAGUUGCAGGCAUCCGCGAGUUGUUCCAGCAGACGUCGCGGGAAGCCGUGACCACUCUGCUACAGGUUCCGGCCAGCCUGGAAAGCGAGCCCGCCGUCAUUGUGGCGCCGGAAACGCCGCGACCGAGCGCAAAAAUACCCAUUGUCACUAAGCCCGUGCCUCGAAGCGCCUCCUUCUCCAUUUCGACGUCCUCACUGUCGACGCCGUCUGUCUCCAGCUACGAAUCGACGCCCUUCGAUCCGCGUUCCCUGCGUCUCACCUCCCUCAAGCGCCGCCCGUCCCUCGACGAUUCGUAUCUCCGACGCUCGCCCCCAUCGUUCAGUUCCCGGCUCCUCUCCUCCGGUUAUGGACCCGACUCGGCCGCUUAUCAGCCCGCCGAGCCCGCUUAUGCCCCGGCCCCGUCCGCGUAUGUUCCCUCCACAGGGAUCCCUUCGGUUCCGCGCCCAAGCACGCUGGACCCGUCGCAGUUUUCCGGUACGCUGUCGUAUGGGCCGAUGGAGGACGGAGUGAACAGCUGGGCGGAACCGGAACCGCACCACUUUCCGGUGCGGAGCAAGACGUAUCUCAGCGACAAGCGCAAGAUCCCCGCCAACUCGUGCCACAUGCAUCUCGUGGCCACCGAUUGGCUCACCUCGCGGGAGCGCAUCGACCACGUGGCAGCGCGCCCCGACUCGUGUGUGCAGUUCGCCAUCCAGAAGGCGCGGAAGGAUCCCGAGAAUCCAAUGCCCUUCUUCUUGAUUGUCAACCUCCAGGUCCCCGCCACCCAGCAGUACUCCAUGUGCUUCUACUACGCCUGCGUGGACUCCCCCGAAAAGGACUCCCUCCUGGGCCGCUUCGUCUACGGCACCGACUCCUUCCGAAACUCGCGCUUCAAGCUCAUUCCGAGUAUCGCGAAAGGCGCGUGGGUUGUGAAACGGUCUGUCGGCACGAAGCCGCUGAUCGUGGCGAGUGCGCUGAAAGUGGACUAUCACAAGGCGGAGAACUAUUUGGAGAUUGAUAUCGAUAUUGGGUCGUCGACGGUCGCGAACGGAGUGGUGCGGUUCGUGCUGGGGUACGUGCGAAGUCUGGUCAUCGACAUGGCCUUCCUAGUGCAGGGGAGCACGGAGGACGAGUUGCCUGAGGUACCGAUUGGCACUGUGCGGCUGUGCCAUCUGGAACCGAACGCCGCCCACGACAUCGACGAGGGGGAGGCCGAGGAAUUCUGUCAGACUUGACACUUUUGGGGAUAGCUAAAACACGUUCGUGGGCCGAGAAUCGCGUUUAGUGUCAGCCCACUGCAAAAGCAUCAUCUGCAUUGAGUGUUGCACUGCGUACGAAAGCAAGAAUGUGUGAGUACAGCUCGGCAGAAAUAGGAGCACCGCACAUAUGUCUGCAAUGGAAGGC
Molecule: messenger RNA, 3638 nt
Organism: Klebsormidium nitens
Lineage: Eukaryota; Viridiplantae; Streptophyta; Klebsormidiophyceae; Klebsormidiales; Klebsormidiaceae
Source: the annotation of a GenBank genome assembly